AUGACCCGAGGAAAUGAAGACUCACAACCAAAUUACCUCAGUGACGACCACGGGGACAACCACGGGGACGACCACAACACGGGGACGGGAACAACCACGGACGACGACCACGGGGACGAACCACGGGGACGACACGGGGACAACACGGGGACGACACGGGACGACCACGGGGACGACCACGGGGACGACCACGGGGACGACCGCGGGGACAACCAGGGGACCACGGGGAACCACGGGACGACCACGGGACACCACGGGGACGACCACGGGACAACACGGGGACGAACACGGGACCAGACCACGGGACGACGCGGGGGACGGGACAACCACGGGGACAACCACGGGGACCAACCACACGGGGACGACCACGGGGACAACCACGGGGACGACGGGGACAACCACGGGGCACCAGGGACACACGGGACAACCACGGGACAACCACGGGACAACCACGGGAAACAACAUCGGGGACAACACGGGACGACCACGGGACCACACACACGGGAGACCACGGGGAACAACCACGGGGACCGACAACCACGGGACAACCACGGGGACGACCACGGGGACAACCACGGGACCACACGACCACGGGACAACCACGCGGGGGACCAAACCACCCACGCGACGGGGACAACCACGGGGACACCGGACAACCACGGGGAACCACCACGGGGACGACACGGGAACAACCACGGGGACAACACGGGGAACCACGGGACAACCACGGGGACCACCACCGACCACGGGGACAACCAGACGGGGACGACCACGGGGACAACGGGGAACACACACGGGGACAACCACAGGGACAACCACGGGGACCACGCCACGGGGAACAACCACGGGGACAACCACGGGACAACAACCGACCACGGGGACAACCACGGGGACAACCACGGGGACGACCACGGGGGACGAACCACGGGGACGACCACGGGGACAACGCACAGGGGACAACCACAGGGACAACCAGGGACGACCACGGGGAACCACGGGGACAACCCACGGGGACAACCACGGGGACAACGGGACAAGGGAAAACCACGGGACGACCAGGGGACAACCACGGGGGACAACCACGGGGACGACACGACCACAACGGGGACGACCAGGGACAACACGGGACAACACGGGACAACCACGACAACCACGGGACGACCACGGGGACAACCACGGGGACUGGGGACGACCACGGGGACAACACAACACGGGGACGACCACGGGGACGACCACGGGGACAACCACGGGGACAACCACGGGGACAAACCACGGGGACGACACCGGGACAACCACGGGGACAACCACAGGGACAACCAGGGGACGACCACCGAGGACAAACGGGGACCCACAGGGACAACCACGGGGACGACCGGGAGACCACGGGACGACACACCACUGGGGACAACCACGGGGACAACCACGGGGACACCACGGGGAACCACGGGGACGACACGGGGACAACCACGGGGACAAACGGGGACAACCACGGGGACGACACGGGGACCACGGGACGACACAACCACGGGGACGACCACGGGACAACACGGGGACGACCACGGGGACAACAAACCACGGGGACGACCACGGGGACGACCACGGGACAACCAGGGGACAACCACGGGGAGACCACGGGACAACACGGGACAACCACGGGGACGACACGGGGACAACCACGGGACAACCACACGGGGACGACCAACGGGGACAAACCACGGGGACAACCACAGGGACACCACGGGGACAACCACGGGGACAACCUCGGGGACAAACAGAAGCCAGGGAGGGAGGAAUCGCCCUGUGGGGCCUCAGCUGGACGACGGCUCGCGCCCUUAUCAGGCUGUUAUCUCCAUCAGCCCUUGCCUGCGCCCGGGUAUCUGGGGCGCCAUCAGCUGUCGUUAA
Molecule: messenger RNA, 1902 nt
Organism: Penaeus vannamei (Pacific white shrimp)
Lineage: Eukaryota; Metazoa; Arthropoda; Malacostraca; Decapoda; Penaeidae
Source: RefSeq, a predicted model, not a curated record